AUGCUCAAAUAUCUUGUACUCAUUACGGCUAUCUUCCAUUCGGCCUGGGGAGCGCAAUACAACUUGCAUCAUCGUGUUUUCGUCCCGGGAAAGCCUUCCGACUCGUCCAAAUAUGCAUUAAAGGGAACUGUUGAUAUUGAUACGACCACCGGUGAGCCUAAUAGCCUGAUGCAGCAGCUCUGGAAAGACCCAACAUUUGACACGUCUCACAAGAAAUCCAUCGACGAACCCCAUGCAUUGUACCAAGUCGCACUAGAACUCCCAGACUAUGAUGAAAAUAUGUGGCCGAUGACCUCUAUCAAAGCUUGCCACUUGCCAAAAGCCAGCGGAGAACGCAUAUGGGUACAUGUCUCGCACGCUGGAAUCGCACACGCGCUCAGCUAUUGGCUUAUGGACACCCCUGACGACGGCACUUGCCCACCGUCGUUGUCGCCCGUCGGGGCUCGCGGAGAGUGGAACUCGACCGUUAUUGUCAAAUCUUCACUUCCUGCUCCGGUUCCGCAACUUCGUGUGCCACCUCCAUUAACACCAGAGGGCAAUCCCGUCGUCCCCGAAGUCGAAAAGACGUUUAUACAAAAGUACUGGAUGCAUCUAAUUGGUGGAUUCCUGCUUAUCUCUUUCCUCGCACCGAUACCGGAGGAAGAAGGACAAUCUGGACAGCAGCAGCAAGGAAGCAGUGCCGGUUCGAAGUGA
Messenger RNA from Serendipita indica DSM 11827, 693 nucleotides. The record is from the annotation of a GenBank genome assembly. Lineage: Eukaryota; Fungi; Basidiomycota; Agaricomycetes; Sebacinales; Serendipitaceae.